UGAUCGUUACACGUACUUUGAAGGCAACAAUGGCUUCUAGGGAGGAUUCUCGUUCCGAACGAAAGUUAACAGAAUGUUUAAAAAAACUGGGACUGGACGCUAGAGCAGCAGAAAACGUCUUCCUGGAAUUAUGCACAGUUUUCGCCGGUCCUAAAAAAUCAAGAGAGGUGAAGCAGGCCAUCAAAGAGUUAAAGAAAUGUGUUAAUUCAGACAGUGGGGACGUGUUUAACAAACUUUCCUUCGCAAUUAACUUUGCUUCCAAGAUAGCUGCGAUUCAUCCCAUACCUGCAACGCUUGGAACUACGUUUUCAGUAUUGUCAAAUUUGUUUUUACAAGUUGGAAACGCUAUGAAAACGACUGUUCCGUCAGCAGAUAAGGACAGUGCCUAUGCUGCCAUUGAGCGCUUUCAGGAUUCAGAAUUAAAAGCGGAGGCUGUGGGUUUAGAAGAUUUGUUUUACAAUACCAAUGCCUAUCUGAAUAGUUUUGAGGAAGAUGCCCCCAAGAGUAUAAUUAACCAUUUGGAGGAUAAGUUUCCUACAAAUGAUGCUGUGAGGUUUCUUGGUAAAUUAAGGGCGAAAACAGAAGAGCUCUUGUACUCGGAUAUUAAAUCUGCUUACAGAGCAGCAGCGUACAUAAAUUUGUAUUCUAGGCUUGCGAUACUGCGAUCACUGGUGUUAUGGCAGUUGUUCUCCAUCAAAAAUCGCAGAGGUUAUGAUCAGUCUAGUGCUAAAGGCGUUCAGGCCAUGAUUACUGAAAGCGAGAAGUCUGACCUAGAGAUAGUGAAGUUUGUUACAGAAUCCAAAUUCGAAAAAGCUGUGUUUUUAACCAUAUUCAACCCAUCAGAAAAUGAACAUUUUCUACACCUCCUUCGAAUAAAACAAAUCCGGAUUCCAUGCAUAGGUCAGGACAAAUUGUUCUGUGCACAUACUCACUUGAUUCGGUCGUCCAAUUGGCCUGAUUGGAAAAUGGAGAUGUCAUCAACAUUUGGCGGGUCUAUUCGUGGAACCAAUAAAAAAUCCGACGCCUGUGAAUUUAAUUUGGAGGUGGUAGAAAAUCGAAAUCUGGACAACAUAUUUUACAUAAGAUCGAAAAAGUGGCCCUCAUAUUAUGUGUACGUAGAUCGUAAGUUCGGGUGGUGCUGGUCUGUAUCGGGACAACCUGGUCCUGAAGGUCAAUGGAAGGUCAUCAAGUUAGAGGGAACGAGUGGUAUACCUCAAUACCUUAUGUCUCCCCUUCAGUGGCCAUGCUAUUUCAUAUUUAUGAGUUCCACACCCGAUGGAACCGUGAAGGGCACAUAUGAUCUAAGAGACAUUAAGGAAAAGGGAUUGUGGGAAAUUCUUGAUAUAUAGUGAAUAUAUAGUGUAUUGUAAAGAAAUUAAAAAAAAAAUCUUCAAAAACUGGGCAAAUGUAGGGUUUUGAAUGUUCAAUGGUGUUUAUUUUUUCUUUAAUCGUAUUCUCUUUUUUUAAACAUUUCAUUUGUUGCAACAUAGUUUUUCUCAGAAAACUAAACAGUAUGUAAAUAGACAACUAAGUCAAUGCAUAUUUACCUUUCCCUCUUAUAUUUGCAAGUAUUUCAGAACCAUUUUCCAUCAUACAUCAAAAUCAUAGAAAUGAUUAAUGUUACAUGUAGCACUGUACAAAAGGAAGAGGAGAAAAGGGUAAAAGAACCAAUUUUAGGUCCUUAUCUGACAUAAAUAGUAAAGCAUGAUUUUGUUUUUAGUUAAUAAUCAUAAAACAAUGAAUGAUGUCUAGAUCAUUUGUUCUUCAGAAUACACAGAGGUCACAAGAAGGUUAGUAUUACAACUGUCUUCAUUUCUGAAGAAUUUCAAUGAUUUUUUGUUUGUUUUAGAAAACAUAGAA
Messenger RNA from Saccostrea echinata, 1860 nucleotides. RefSeq lists its product as uncharacterized. Lineage: Eukaryota; Metazoa; Mollusca; Bivalvia; Ostreida; Ostreidae. Bases 30 to 1349 code for a protein of 439 amino acids. The record is from RefSeq and is a predicted model, not a curated record. The transcript is spliced from 2 exons.